AUGUUCCCUCCUCUCUGGAAAUUUACUCUCCUUUGUCUCUUUCUUCUGGCCUGCACUUCGGCUGAAGUGUUGGAGCGCUCUUCCAAGCCGCAAACUCCCGACAAGGAUCCGUUUUAUGAUCCGCCCAGUGGCUGGGAGGAGAAGGAGCAUGGCACGAUUCUUCGGAGCAGGAAGGUUGACAUUGCCUUUUUCCAGAUCGCCAAGGUGAAGUACAAGGAGGCCUACGAAAUUUUGUACCGCACGUCGCGCUCGGAAGAAGACCAGCCUUCGACAACGGUCACUACGGUGAUUGUCCCGGAGAAUGCCAAGAAGGACAAGCUGGUCAACAUGAACGUCUAUGUCGACUCGAACGGAGCCCGGUGUGCGCCAUCUUAUGUGCUGCAACGCAACGCCAAGCUAGCUACAGACCCUGCGCUGAGCUAUCAGCAAGUCUUGUUCUCAACCAUCCUGGAUGAGGGAUACAUUCUUACGGUGCCCGACUACCAGGGACCCAAGCGUGCCUUUGCCGCCGGCCGUCUUGAGGGUCAUAUGGCCAUUGACGGCAUUCUCGCUACCCUCAACCUGAAGGAGCUGUGCCUGAGCAAGGACACCAAGGUUAUUGGUUAUGGUUACUCGGGCGGUUCCAUUGCCACUGGAUGGGCUGCGAGUUUGCAGCCGAGCUAUGCGCCGAACCUGAACAUGGUUGGAUGGACGUUUGGCGGCACGCCUGCCAACUUGACAAGUACGCUGGAGCACCUCAACGGCGGCACGCCUGCUGGCUUUGCUGUGAGCGGCGUGGCGGGUAUUGUGGAUGAGUACGAGUCGGUGGCUGACUGGAUCAACGACAAACUCACGCACAAGGGAAAGCAUGCUCUGGACUUUGUGAGGGAGCACUGCACGGUGGGUAUUGUGCUCCGCUACCCCUUCACGAAUAUCUUGUCGGACAGUUUCAUGAAGCAUGGCGCUCAGUUGUUGCAAUCGCCGAUCAUGAAGAAGGUGCUGGGCACGCUCAACAUGGGCGUGCGCCCGGAUGAGACGCCCAAGGCACCCGUGUACAUGUUCCAUGCCAAGUUGGACGAGGUGAUUCCGUACGGCUCGGCGCACGAUGCGGCUAAGCGCUGGGGCGACCACGGCGCCGACAUUCUGUUUGAGGAGUUUACGGGCCUGGUGAUGGGCCACGCGUCCACAGAGCUGCUCAACCUGCCCAAUGUUCUGCUGUUCAUGCGUGAUCGCAUGAGCGGAAAGCCGUUUAUUCAUGGUUACGAGCACAAGCACACGGACAAUCCGCUGGAGGACCCGGGUGUGAUUGCCAAGGGAUUCGACGCGUUGGCGGAGACGAUCAAGAAUGCCAUUGACAAUACGGUGGGUAUGGGCGACAAGCACAUGAAGGCCAAGAUUGAGCAAAGCCGUCGCAGGAGGAUAGUUUCGUAG
This is a messenger RNA of Malassezia restricta, 1410 nucleotides long. Its product is annotated as secretory lipase. NCBI's taxonomy places the organism in Eukaryota, Fungi, Basidiomycota, Malasseziomycetes, Malasseziales, Malasseziaceae. Bases 1 to 1410 code for a protein of 469 amino acids. The record is from RefSeq and is a predicted model, not a curated record. Gene Ontology annotation, molecular function: triacylglycerol lipase activity. The transcript has a single exon. Gene Ontology annotation, biological process: lipid catabolic process.